AUGAGCUCCACGCACGAGGGGAGUGAUGACGGCGCCCGCGAGGAUGAGCUUGAUCUCGGCCAGGAGGAUGAGGAGCUGCCCGCCCACCGUGAACUAGCAACUAAGGAUGGGGACGACGGCCCAGUAGACUCUCAUCCUGCCGAGGACAUAGAGUCGCCCCCUAAGGACCGUGACUUUCAAGAUGAUUCCGUCCACGAAUCCUCAUCCCAGCUUCUCCCGCCUGUUCCCAAGGCCGCGGACGAAGUCUCGUCAAUCCCAGACGACACGCCAUCUCUGCAUGGCUCUAUGCAGUCUUCGCCAAGCAGCAGCGCCCUAGCCUUCCGAGCCUCCACCAGAUCGAGUCCUAGUCCUGCCCACCGCCCAUUCGAUCUACGCUUCCAAUCGAGACUGUCAUCCUCGUCAUUCAGCAGUCCGCGACCAUCUUCUCCAUUCCUGCUACAUACGCACUCCCGCAAUUCUUCAUUCACAAGCCAGCCUCCGCUUUCUAGUACGCCUGAUCUCGAGCCGGACGCCCCGCAAGCUCCCUGGGAGGUCGUGCGAUGGACCAAGUUGCGCAAGAUUGCAGGACAGUCAUUUUCCGAAGUAGGCAGGCGCAAUUUUGGUCGACCAACAUGCAUUUCGGUGUCGACGGCUAUUAUUUUAGGAACCUCAAAGGGCAUUGUUCUUGUUUUCGAUUAUCAGCAGAACCUGAAAACUAUAAUUGGUCCUGGGACGAAAGCCGUCGAAGCUGGCGCUGUUACAUCUUUGGCUAUAUCUGCCGAUCAUACAACUGUCGCAGUGGGACACGCGCAAGGGGAAAUCUUCACAUGGGAAAUCUCUCGGGCGGCGCGGCCCUUCCUUCAUAUUCCCCCCAUACAAGCGGCUCAACAUGCCCAGAGAAAUACUUCUGAUGGUCAUGUAGCCGGUGUGUCCGUCGUACAUGUGGGAUUUCUAGGAACCAGACGUACCGCCUUGGUCUCGGCUGAUGAUCGUGGUAUGGCGUUUUCACACCUUGCGACAAGGGGUAUGGGUGCAGUCGCCAGAAGUGUCAAGACCACCAGAGUACUAGGGCGUUAUCCAGAACCCCCAUCAGAGGAAGGCAAACCUCGCAAACCCAGUUCUGUCCUAGCCUUUUCGCCCCUACCAUUAGGCAAUGUUGACCAGCCAACCGACAGUCUUGGCCUGGUCGCAAUUCUAACACCCUACUUGCUCGUUAUCGUCUCUACCACGCCCGUAGCACAUACUCAGUUCAAAUCACCGCGGCCGAAGGAAGUGGGAUCCCACAAUGUCAUGAGCGCUGCAUUAGCCUGGUUUCCCGCAAUCAAGCUGAAAGGAAAAGAAGGAAUAUCACAGACGAAACUUGUAUACUGCUGGUCUAACGUCUUAACCGUUCUCGAUGUCUGUGUGUCCGAUGUAGAUGGCGGCUCCACCAAAGAUCGCCCACCUGUGCUCGAGUUUCGCCCUAGAAGCCGCUGGAGAGCCAACGAAGCCAUCGUGGCGGUCCAGUGGUUGAGCCGCUCUGUUCUCGCCGUGCUGACCAUUACCCAGCACUUGUUGAUAUUAGAAGACAAGACGCUCCGUGUGACCGACUCCUUUGAUCUCCUUCACAAACACAUCUAUCAUGCCGACAUCUUCUCGUCGCAUCUCCAUACGCUGGUAGAACAGUAUGACGAAGAAAACACGUCGAUGCAUGGCGUUGUCGCGGAUGCCUUUUAUCAAAGCUUGAAGGCUUAUAAAGGGCGUUUGUUCUUAUUAGGCUACAAUGAUCUGUCAGUAGGAAGCCUGUCCAACUGGGCCGACCGAUUGCUUGCAUACAUGGAGACGGGCGAUUUCGUGUCUGCGAUUCGUCUAGCGACGUCUUACUAUCAAGGAGAUGCGGAGAAACUUACUGUUGGCCUUCCCGAGGAAGACGACCUGCGACAUUCGGUCGUCGAAGAAAAGCUGCUAGAAAUGAUAACGGCUUCGUUAAAAUUUGCCUUUGGAAGGAACGAAGAUGCAGGCACCGAGCGUGUUCUAAGACCACAGUUAGAGGCUCUCGCUGACGUUAGCAUAUCUGCAUGUAUCUGCAUGGAUGACUUUGAUUACUUAUGGGACGAGGUUUACGACUGGUAUGAUGAACAUGAUUCGGAGGGCAUUUUUUUGGAUGUCCUCGAGCCCUUUAUAAGGGAUGAUAAAAUCAGAUCUCUACCCCCAUCAACGCUUAAAGCCCUAGUCAACCACUACUCAUCUACCUAUACGUCAACCCGCCUCGAGGAGGUGAUUUGUCUGCUUGAUCCUACUACAAUGGAUAUUGAGCAGGUGACCACGCUUUGCAAACAGCAUAACCUGUAUGAUGCGUUUAUCUAUGUUUGGAACCGCGUUGUGGAAGACUAUGUUGGCCCAUUGGAGGAGCUCUUGAGCUUUGCGACUCGUAUGAUGGCCGCUACUGCAAACGACAACAGCUCGGAUAUCAAGUCAAGUGACUACGAGAAUGCCAUGAAAAUCUUCCCGUAUCUCUCGUUUAUUCUCACCGGGCGCACCUAUCCUACGGGGGAAGAGAUGCUUGAAGAACAAGCAACGAAAGCCAAGCAGGCCCUCUAUACAUAUAUAUUCACAGGAAAUAACAACCAGAAACCGUUCAGUGCGCUUCGAACCAUCCUCAAAUUUGAUUCCUCCAGCUUCAUGAGCAUGUUGAACGAAGCCUUUGAGGACAGCUUCCUGAAUGACUCGGCCGAUCCGGCUAACGGUGAGCCCGAGCUGAGGUCAAAUUCUCCGGCAUUGACUAUUAACCGCCAAUACAUCGUCAGCAUUCUAUUGGAUGUCAUGAAUAACAACGCCGAAUUCGGUCCCCUUGAAACCAUCUUCCUGGACAUAUUCAUCGCGCGGAACCUCCCAAAGUAUCCACAGUAUAUUCUACUCUCGGGCUCCACAUUGUAUCAGAUUCUUGAGCGCUUGUGUCGAUGGCCGACCCAGGAUAUUGCAGAAGACUGCGAAUUAAGCGUGGAGUAUUUGCUGUCUACAUACCACCCGCCUGAUCUCCAGAGCCUUAUACCUCUUUUCAAAUCAGCGAGAUAUUUCCGAGUCCUGAAGUCUACGUAUCGGGCAGAGAAACAAUAUGCCGAGCUCAUUCUCACUUAUCUCGAGGAUACUAGUGAACGCGAGCAGGUAUUUACAUGUAUCUAUGAAUGCCUGCGACCGGGAAGUGGAUUGAGUAGUAAGCAGCAAGACGACGUCUUGCGGGCUAUCAAGAGCCGGGCCGGCGAGUUGGUACAAAUCAACGUCUCAAAAACAGCGCAAACAGUGCAGGAACUCGCGCCUUCAUUGCAUGCAACUUUCUUAAAAUCAUUGGACGACGAUGACUACAAAAAGUUCCAUUACUUGACGACAUUGCUGGAGCCACAGAAUGUCGAUGCUGAUGCGAAAAUUGCGCCUGCAAAUCUAGAGAGUUCAAUGGUCGAACUUUAUGUGCAAUUACUAUGUCGAUACAAUCGAUCUCAUGUAGCGGAUUAUGUCGAUAGCUUACGUGUCAACGAACUGCGACUUGAUGAAGUUCUCCCAGCCAUGGAAGGCAGUGGCGUGGUGGAUGCAGCCGUGGUAUUGCUAGCACGACAAGGACAAGUGCGCAAAGCCAUGGACCGCCUGCUGGCAUAUCUAGGCACUCUCCAGUCCGGCCUUACAGGGAUUCUGACUAAUGCAGAAGACACCCCUGAUCUAGCUGGUACUGCUGAGGCUGUUAGCGAUCUGCUUGAGAGCGUGGAGAAGUAUUCCGGGGUUGGAAUAUGGCUGUGUCAAGGACAAACGAAAAACGCCAAAAUGGUUCGGAAUGGCAACAACGUGCGCAGCACUAAACGUGCUUCGGCCAUUGCUCUACAGGAGCCGCUGACAUUCGAAGAGAAUCUCUGGCUGGACCUAAUCGAUACGAUUGUACAGAUGGCGCGCAAUAUUUCGUCCCUUCUACUGCAAAAGACUGACCUGUCGGCAAAGUUGAGACCAUUGCUACUGGUGUCUGGUGGCGAAGGCAUGGAGCUGAUCUCGUCGUUUCGCCAGUUGGUACAGAGAGUUUUUACGGCUCUCUUGACCAGCACGACGACCGGUGGACCAGUCCCGGCGGAACGCACGGGGGUGUCCUUUUUGCGCGUCCUCCGUGCUUUCCUUGCGCGGGCGGCGACUUCUUCUCCCUCGUUGUCGGAAUUACGCGCAGUUCUUGCAUCCGUCUUUUCUGCAUAUACAUACGAAGAAUCACUGUUAUCGCUGGCCAAUGGCAUGUUAGACAAGGACCUCUUUGUGCACGUGAACGAGGUGACGAAACUACGGCAACACGGGUGGCGGCCAAGAGGCCAGGUGUGCGAGAUCUGUCGUCGUCGCAUUUGGGGGCCAGGUGCUGGCGCUGCAUUGUGGACAGCUUGGGAGAGAAAGCAGAUUAGCGACGCCCAGCAACGAAACGAACGCCAAUCUGACGACAGGAAUGCGCUUGCGAAGGACAAGGGCAAGGGCAAGGGAAAGGGGCCGAGCAGCGUAGAAGAUGAGGGCCACUUGACCAGCAGCAGCAGCAACAACAACAACAACACAGAUGCAUCCGCCGAUGGGCCUGGUUCAGGCGCAGUAGUGAUAUUUGCGUGUCGACACCUUUACCAUCGCAGCUGUUUGCUGAACGAGCAGGAGAAACAUAAUGCCGAGAGAGGAGGCAAGCCAGAAGACCAAGAGUUGUAUCCGCGAUCCUUUCGGCUUGGGCACGAUGCGCUUACAUGUACGCGUUGUCUAUGA
Talaromyces atroroseus is the source of this 4722-nucleotide messenger RNA. RefSeq lists its product as hypothetical. Gene Ontology annotation, molecular function: protein binding. Gene Ontology annotation, biological process: protein targeting to vacuole; endosomal vesicle fusion. Gene Ontology annotation, cellular component: HOPS complex; late endosome. The record is from RefSeq and is a predicted model, not a curated record. NCBI's taxonomy places the organism in Eukaryota, Fungi, Ascomycota, Eurotiomycetes, Eurotiales, Trichocomaceae. Bases 1 to 4722 code for a protein of 1573 amino acids. The transcript is spliced from 3 exons.